Paramecium sonneborni is the source of this 465-nucleotide messenger RNA. The record is from the annotation of a GenBank genome assembly. NCBI's taxonomy places the organism in Eukaryota, Ciliophora, Oligohymenophorea, Peniculida, Parameciidae.
AUCAUAAUGGGCCUUUGUUCAACAAAACCAAUUACAAAACAACCUAAGUCUCUCAUUCGUCUUAUCAAGGUUGAAAAUGAGAAUUACCAUUCAAAACCCGCUACUUUGCCUGAUCUUUAGGCUAAGAUACUUAAAUUGUGGGGGAAGGUUGAAAAAAAAUUGAAUAAGUUAGUACAUUGUGAAAGAACACAUUAAAUCUUAGAAUUAAAGAAAUAGAUUCAAAACAUACUAUAUAAAUAAAAAAAUGCACUUACUUUUUCAGAAAUAACAACUGGAAUUAUUGUUGGACUUAUGGAAAAAAUAGCCUUUGAGAUAGAGGAAUUAAUAAGAGAAGAAUUGUUAAUUGAAGAAAUAACUAAUAAGUUCUAAUAAUUCUAUACUUAAAUUCUCGAACUUACUUUAGAAUACCAUAAUUGGAAGAAUUUCUAAAAUACAGAUAAGACACAAAUAUCAAGUUUUAUUUGA